Messenger RNA from Miscanthus lutarioriparius, 471 nucleotides. The record is from the annotation of a GenBank genome assembly. Lineage: Eukaryota; Viridiplantae; Streptophyta; Magnoliopsida; Poales; Poaceae.
AUGAGGAUUAAUUAUGGUGACAAGGAGAUCACAAAUGGCACUGGACUACGAGCAUCUGCUGUGCUCAAUGCACCACAUGUUGAGAUUGAAGGCCACGACCAAACAAAGCUCUACACACUUGUUAUGGUGGAUCCUGAUGCACCAAGUCCAAGCAAACCAGAGUACAGGGAAUAUCUGCAUUGGUUGGUGACAGAUAUACCAGAGGCAAGAGACAUACGUUUUGGCAAUGAAAUAGUUCCCUAUGAAAGCCCAAGGCCACCAGCUGGAAUUCAUCGAAUUGUUUUGUGCUAUUCAAACAGCAAGCAAGACAAACAGUUUAUGCACCAGGAUGGCGGCAAAAUUUCAACAUCAGAGACUUCUCAGCAAUUUACAAUCUUGGAGCACCAGUUGCUGCAUUAUACUUCAACUGCCAAAAGGAAAGCGGUGUUGGUGGCAGAAGGUUCCUGGGAUCAAGCUGAAGAACAGAUAUAG